AUGGCCCUGAACCUCUUGAAACAGUCUGGAUCCAGAGGAGAGUCACAGAAACGUCUCAUCAUCAUCAUCACAGCUCUGGACAAGAGCGAGGUGGCAACUCUAGGCCUACCCUCCACCCUCAGCCAUGGAGGCUCUGACAGCAACAUCAGCGCAGACGGAGCGGCGGCAGCGCCGUCUGGGGUCGUGUCCGGAGGAGCAGAGGGAUCAGGGGAGCCUCAGCGGACUCGUGUUGCUCUGGAGCACCUGCAGCAGAAGAUCCUGAAGGUCACCGAGCAGAUCCGCGUGGAGCAGGAGGCCCGUGACGACAACGUCGCCGAGUACCUGAAGCUAGCUCACAACGCAGACAAACAGCAGGCCGCCAGAAUCAAGCAGGUGUUCGAGAAGAAGAACCAGAAGUCAGCACAGACCGUUGCACACUUGCACAAAAAACUAGAGCACUACCAUAAGAAGCUAAAGGAGAUAGAGCAGAAUGGACCGGCCCGGCAGCCCAAGGAUGUCCUGCGGGACAUGCAGCAAGGACUAAAGGACGUGGGGGCCAAUGUUCGUGCUGGGAUAAGUGGUUUUGGAGGCGGAGUAGUUGAAGGGGUCAAAGGUGGAGUGUCUGCCCUCACUCACACAGCCGUGGUGUCCAAGCCCAGGGAGUUCGCCAGUCUUAUCAGGAACAAAUUCGGUAGUGCUGAUAACAUUGCUCACCUAAAGGACACGCUCGAAGACGGGGUCGGGGGCCACUCUGAAGACACCCCCACACCCAGAGCCCUGAGUGGAAGCGCCACUCUGGUCUCCAGCCCAAAGUACGGCAGCGACGACGAGUGCUCCAGCGCCACGUCCGGCUCCGGAGCAGGCAGCAAUUCUGGUGGGGCGGGAGGAGGAGGAGGGGGUUUGCUAGGACCAACCAUGGGGAGCCCAAGACUGGACGGGCACCACCACCACCACCACCACAUGCACAGUUCAUGGGACUCUCUACUGGAGGGCCUGCAGGAGAUCAAGGCCAGCCAGUCGCACAUGGAGGACGCCAUCGAGGACAUGAAGGGCCAGCUGCAGAGCGACUACUCCUACAUGACUCAGUGUCUGCAGGAAGAGCGAUACAGGUAUGAGAGACUUGAAGAGCAGCUAAAUGACUUAACAGAGCUGCACCAAAAUGAGAUGACCAACCUGAAACAGGAACUCGCCAGCAUGGAGGAGAAAGUCGCCUACCAGUCCUACGAGAGAGCGAGGGACAUUCAGGAGGCCGUGGAGUCGUGUCUGACCCGCAUCACCAAACUGGAGCUGCAGCAGCAGCAGCAGCAGGUCGUCCAGUUGGAGGGAGUGGAGAACGCCAACGCUCGAGCUCUGCUGGGGAAACUCAUCAACGUCAUCCUGGCGCUGAUGGCCGUGCUGCUGGUCUUCGUCUCCACUCUGGCCAACUUCAUCACCCCGCUGAUGAAGACCCGAGCCCGGGUAGCCGCCACCGUCCUGCUCACCUUGCUGCUCUUCGUUCUGUGGAAGCAGUGGGAUUUUGUGGAGCCGUGGCUGCUGCCCAGCUAA
Stegastes partitus (bicolor damselfish) is the source of this 1524-nucleotide messenger RNA. It is a transcript of the gene tmcc2, whose product is annotated as transmembrane and coiled-coil domain family 2. The coding region runs from base 1 to 1524 and encodes 507 amino acids. Gene Ontology annotation, biological process: amyloid precursor protein metabolic process. The transcript has 6 exons. Gene Ontology annotation, cellular component: endomembrane system. Lineage: Eukaryota; Metazoa; Chordata; Actinopteri; Pomacentridae. The record is from RefSeq and is a predicted model, not a curated record.